AUGCGUUCGUGGAAAGUCCCAGUCAACCAACAGUGGAAAAGACAAUACGACCAAAAUUUGUUGCUAGUCACUGUAUACUUAGUGGUGACUCUUUCUCUCGGGAUGAUCACAGCCUUCUUUUACGUUAUGCCCACAGAACAAGACAAACAAGUUUUCUUCGAAAACGACGUAGCAGAAGCAUAUUUUCCGCAGUGGCAAAAUUUCGUCAUCUGGUUGUCGAAAAUUGGCUUCGUACCUUUGACGUACAUCUCCAUAGUACAACCAUCACUACGAAUCGUUUAUGGCUGGAUGCAUGCGAAGUUCCACAUUUACAAUUGUUUGUUUUUUCUGAAAAACAUGACCGGCGACGAUCGAGAAAUCGCACGCAGUUUGAAAUUUUGUCUGCGAUACCACGUCGAAAUUACCCUAAUUGUGCGAAAAAUCCUACGAGGUGUCCAAAUUUACGUUUUGCCUUUUCAGAUUGUGGGCACGGUUUUGAUAGCGAAUGUCGCUAUAUAUUAUUUUUGGUUUCAAGAUGUCUUAACGGAUCAGUAUCUUCGCAUAUUUUCGUUGGGAAUAACUGCAUUUACUAUUCUUUUCGGUCUCGCGCAAAGUGGUCAGGCGAUCGAAGAUGUCUCGGAUGAUAUAUUGGAUGUGUUGAUAAAUCUGGAUUGGUGCGACUGGAGCGAAAGCAAUAAGAAGAUGUAUCUCAUGUUUUUGGUGAACACUCAAAGGCAGUUUAAAAUUAAAUAUUCCGAAAGUAUUUCGUUGAAUUAUAAGAUGGGGGUUGAGAUGGUGAAGACUUUCUUUUCUAUUAUAUCUGUAAUGUACAGGCUUCAGAAAUAGAAAUAACUAUAAUUCGU
Zophobas morio is the source of this 842-nucleotide messenger RNA. RefSeq lists its product as uncharacterized. The transcript has 5 exons. The coding region runs from base 1 to 825 and encodes 274 amino acids. The record is from RefSeq and is a predicted model, not a curated record. Gene Ontology annotation, biological process: sensory perception of smell; detection of chemical stimulus involved in sensory perception of smell. Gene Ontology annotation, molecular function: olfactory receptor activity; odorant binding. Gene Ontology annotation, cellular component: plasma membrane. Lineage: Eukaryota; Metazoa; Arthropoda; Insecta; Coleoptera; Tenebrionidae.